UGCGGAUAACAUCGCGGGAACACUUUCUCCGAUUUCUAACGUAAAAAUGCCUUCAAAUUUUCCGAAACAAAUCAAAACGGCUGCAGCAGAAGAAAAAUCCAAGAAAAAGAGGAAGUCAAGUGCUGGAGGUCUCGGGGAGAUCCAGCAUUCUGAAAGCUUCAUCAUCCAACCUUCCGAGAAAGUCGAGAAAUUAGAUGCUUCACAAUGGCCAUUAUUACUCAAGAAUUUUGAUAAGUUAAACAUUCGUACGAAUCACUACACGCCCAUUGCAGCGGGAUGUUCACCGUUGAAACGGCCAAUUGGAGAGUAUGUGAAAACUGGUUUUAUCAACCUGGACAAACCAGCCAACCCCUCAUCACACGAGGUUGUUGCCUGGAUCAAAAAAAUUCUGCGAUGUGAAAAAACUGGCCACAGCGGUACGCUAGAUCCUAAAGUCACGGGCUGCCUGAUUGUCUGUAUUGAGAGAGCAACGCGUCUGGUCAAGUCGCAGCAAAGCGCUGGAAAGGAGUAUGUGUGUAUCUUUAGGUUGCAUAAUGCUGUCAACGAGGAGAAGAAAGUCUUGCAGGCUAUAGAAUCACUUACCGGUGCACUCUUCCAACGACCUCCACUCAUAUCAGCCGUCAAACGCCAGCUUCGAAUUAGAACCAUUUAUGAAAGUAAAAUGCUUGAAUAUGACAAGGAAAAGAACAUGGGUAUCUUGUGGGUGAGCUGUGAGGCCGGUACGUACAUCCGUACGUUAUGUGUCCAUCUCGGUCUCCUGUUGGGCGUCGGCGGACAGAUGCAGGAACUCCGACGUGUCCGGUCAGGAAUACAGUCAGAAAAGGAUGAAAUGGUGACCAUGCAUGAUGUCCUUGAUGCCCAGUGGUUGUUCGAUCACAACAAAGACGAGUCAUAUCUGCGGAGAGUCAUCAAACCCCUUGAGGCACUCCUCGUCUCGCACAAGAGGGUCAUCAUCAAAGACAGCGCAGUGAAUGCGGUCUGUUAUGGUGCAAAGAUUAUGUUGCCGGGUGUUCUCCGUUACGAUGAUGGCAUCGAAGUUAACGAACAAAUCGUCAUAGUAACCACAAAAGGAGAAGCAGUGGCGUUAGCUAUUGCUCAGAUGACGACGGCGGUAAUCGCCACCUGCGACCAUGGUAUUGUUGCCAAGAUCAAGCGGGUGAUCAUGGAGAGAGAUACUUACCCUAGGAAGUGGGGACUGGGACCAAUGGCAAUGAAGAAGAAGGGUAUGGUAUCCGAUGGUCUGCUUGACAAGUAUGGAAAGCCUAACGAGAACACUCCGAAGAAGUGGAUGGAUUCCUAUAAAGACUUUGGGGCUAAGCCUGCAGGCACUGGUGAUGCCCCGUCGACCCCUACUGCCAGCAAACCACCCAAGAAAGAAUCGUCAGACAGUAGCUCAUCAGAAGAGGAGGCAGUUGAGACCGCUAGUGCUAAGAAGAAGAAGAAGGCAAAGUCUGAACCAGUCACACCUGCCAAGUCUCCCAAGAAGAAGGAUGACAAGUCAUCAAAGAAGAGGAAGCGAGAUAAGGAUAGUAGCAGCAGCAGUUCCGAUUCUGACGAGGCGGAUACAUCCAUCUUGCCAACGCCUAAAUCAACACCGGAGAGCGAGGGUGAGAAGGAAAAGAAAAAGAAAAAGAAGAAAAAGAAAGACAAAGAUACUGAGAAGUCUCCUGAGAAGAAACAGAAGAAGAAGAAGAAGAAAUCAAAGGAGGACAGCGAAUCCAGGAUUUCGAUGAACGAAUAAGACAUCUACGUGUUCUUGACAACGAUCUGACUGCCAGCCUUGUUUGUGAGACUUGAUGGGAUGCACUAGUGAAAGUUACAUUUCAUGCCUUUGUGUAUCAAGGCAAAUGAGGUGCAAAAAGAAUCUGUCUCGGCUCCUUGACUGGGUGGUCUGCAUGUGCGAGUUGAAUUUGCUCAGAAUUUUGGGGGUGCUUAAGUAGUGUUGGAUGAUUGGAAUUGUCCAGAAGUAUGUAUAUAGAGUGAUGGUGUCGUAGAGAGUAGACAAAAGAGGAUAAGGUUUUUAUGUGCUGUCGACUCCAGCUAUCUUCUUGGGGUUUGCAGUGAACGCAAGUUGGUGAAGUUGGCCAAAAUAUUUUCCUCGUCGAUGUGUCCUGUAGGUGAAUUCUGUGUUGGUUGUAGGACCAGAUCAUGAUUUUGCUUCUGAUGUGAACAAUGGAUUUGUUUGGGGAUAUAAAUUAAGUUUCUCACUCUCUGUAUAAUUGUCUGAUCAUACAAAAGCCUAGUUUCUUAACCUAUUAGACUCUAGUUAUUAGAUUUAGCUCAUUAAUGGCUGUGGGUCAGUGUAAAGUGUCUUUAAGAUUGUCCUUUGAGAUAGUUACUAUGACAGCCGAUGCCUGCAUUUGUUGGGAUGCUAGAAGUUCACUAUCAAAGUAGAUAUUAGAAAGCUAUAUUAUUGGCUACUGAAAGUUACUGCGUUCUGUUUGCUUUGGGAAAUGAUACUGCCGAUUAAUUGUACAGUUAUGUGAUUUAAUACGAUUUUAUCAUUCGCCAUCACGGCACUGUAAAUAUUAUUAGCAGAAAUUGCAUUUAUAUUUUCUAGUACUGGUAGUCAUUGAGAAACUUACAAAAACAACUACAUGUAUUGUCCUGAUAAUUGAAUUGUUUGUAUUUUGUGAUAUUAGAUGUACACUCUGAUGAAGGUUGUUUCUUUGGCGCAUUUGAUACCACUGUCUCGGGUCUCUUUGUUAGCAACGAGGCCAGCCAUCCCUUUACCCGACCUUGUGAAGAGGGGUUAUUCCUGGGCAAAGAUGCUUCAUGUUGGGUUCAAAAAGGAAGUUGUUGGUACCAGAAAAUGUUAUGGUGAUGCGUUGAAUGUGCACAAAACAGUAAAUUCUGAAGAUUGCAAAUUCCAAGGUUUUGAGAGAAAUGGCGUCUCCACGUGAGCUGUGUAUGGUUAGACAACCAAUACCAACAGUGCUGUAUUGAUUUCAAUUCUAAAACACCUCAACAUAAACAGUGAAAAUAAGAUUAUUUACUGAUUUUGACCACGUUCAUAUUUUGUACCAGUCAAGGCGGUUAUGGUUGCAAACUAAACUGCUGCAGCUUGUAAUACACAGAAAACAAGGCCAGAUGGCAAACAUGGUGUUCUCAUGUGUGGCCAUAGACACUGUUAGCUUCGGAUGACUUGCAUUUUUCUGAUGGUUGCAAGGUUUAUCUGAUGUGAUUUUUUUCUUUCAGUGCUCAUGUAGAAAAGGCUUUCUAGAAAAAUUGUAUUUUUAAACAAGUACAAUCAUGUACAAGUUGUGAUUUACGACUUGUGCCUUUUAUAAUUGUCAAGAGAAUUGUACAUAGUCAAAAUAAAAAAUAUAAUUGAAAACA
Molecule: messenger RNA, 3339 nt
Organism: Lineus longissimus
Lineage: Eukaryota; Metazoa; Nemertea; Pilidiophora; Heteronemertea; Lineidae
Product: H/ACA ribonucleoprotein complex subunit DKC1-like
Exons: 15
Coding region: 47-1741 (564 amino acids)
Biological process (GO): snRNA pseudouridine synthesis; box H/ACA sno(s)RNA 3'-end processing; mRNA pseudouridine synthesis
Cellular component (GO): box H/ACA snoRNP complex
Molecular function (GO): RNA binding; pseudouridine synthase activity
Source: RefSeq, a predicted model, not a curated record